AUGAGAUAUGCCGUGCAGGCACCAAAACUAUUUACAACUGCUCUAGCCCUUGCAAUACCAAAAGCUAUUUCAAAUGCUGGCUUGGAGGCUUCUCAAGUUGAUUAUUAUGAAAUUAAUGAAGCCUUUGCAGUUGUCUCCCUUUCAAAUAUGAAACUUCUGGGACUUAAUCCAGAAAAAGUAAAUGUACAUGGUGGAGCUGUAUCUUUGGGCCAUCCUCUCAGUUGCAGUGGUGCCCGUAUCUUGGUCACGCUUAUGGGGGUACUGAAGCAGAAGAAUGGCAAAUAUGGAGUUGGCAGUGUUUGCAAUGGAGGAGGAGGUGCAUCAGCCCUGGUUGUGGAGCUCCUGUAAUUCUUUUUUAUGUUUGGUAAGUCUCAUUAAUAGUAUAUUUCAACUAGUAUUCGUAUCUAUCACCCCUCAUAUGUUGGUAAUUAUGGUCAAGAGUGGCUCAGCGUCCUUAGG
Molecule: messenger RNA, 459 nt
Organism: Camellia sinensis
Lineage: Eukaryota; Viridiplantae; Streptophyta; Magnoliopsida; Ericales; Theaceae
Source: RefSeq, a predicted model, not a curated record